UUUAAAAAAAAAAAAAAAAGGCUGAUAUCAUAGAAGCAGGGAAUAGAACAGAUGGUUACCAGAGACUGGGGAGGGAGGGGAAGAUGGGGUCAGCAGGUACAAAGCUACAAUGAGACAGGAGGAGUGAAUUCUGGUGCACUGUUGCACAGUAGGGAGGCUAUGGUUAAUGGUAAAAUACUGUAUUUUAUAAAAUAGCCAGGAGACGGGUGUUUGAAUGUUCUUAUCACAAAUAAAUGAUAAAUACAUGAGUUAAUGGAUAUGCUAACUACCCUGAUUGGCUCAUUAUACAACAUAGAUAUGUAUCAAAACAUCAAAUUGUGCCCCAUAAAUAUGUGCAGUUACAAUGUCAAUUUUAAAAGUAAAAUUAAAUAGACUCCCUCUUUUUAAUUUAUAUCAAUAUCUGUAUUUUAUCUAUAUUUAGGACUUGAUGAGAAUUUGUAGCUUGAGGUAAAGUUAGAAUGUAUUUGGAGUAGAAUGUAUCUUGAGAUUUUUUAAUAUCUGCACAUGCUACACAUCAAACCACUUUAGUCAAAAUAUUUGUUCAGUGGGAAAAAAAUCAGUGAAAAUAAAUUAUAUCUCUUAGUCCAAACAGAAAGUAAUUGACUGAUCUAUUUCCUCCCUUCUCAAAACACCAUCAACUGUAAGAUGUAACAUCAAAUUACUAACAGGUAAAGAGGAAAAACAAGACAUGACAUUAAAUGCACACUUUGAUUCCAGGAAUGUUAAAAUGUGUAGGGAAAAAAACCCUACCAGUACAACCAUGCAUCUUGGGAUUAAGCCAGUGCAGAAUUUCACUCACUGGGUGUUAUGGUGUUUUGCAGCUGGUGGAGGCUAGGUAGGACUAAUUUUAUUAAUGUAAUUAAACAAAAUUUUUUAUUAAUGCACAUGGGCAGAACUAGUGAAUAUUGAAGACACAUGUUUUCUCAAGCCCAUCAGUUUAUUUUUGUAUUCUUUAACAAAACAAUAAAAAAGAAACCAAAAUCAUGGACAAUUGGGGAGGUACUAUACAUGGUGAGCCUGGAGCAUCUUGUAGGGCUGGAAAGUGAGGAAGUACUUAAAAAUAAACAAACAAAAAGCACUGAUAGGAGUAUGUGAGAGGAGCACAGAAACCAAUGGUAAGAACUCCCAGUGGCCAAACCUGGAAGAGUUUGCGCAACAGUUUAAUUUGAGUACUGUUGAAUUAAAAUGCAAAGCCUAAAGUAAAUAUGCACACAGCCAUACUGGUAUGAAUAAAUGAUCGAAUACAUUAAUAAAUUUGUAGAAGAGACAAAUCUUCCAUGCAGAAGGAUUCCAAAUAAUUUAUAUAAACACUCUACCUUGAAGGACUUUAUUCCAAAGAGUAUGGUAUAGAAAGGUGGGGAGGAGCAGGGAGCAACUUUACAAUGGAGAAACCCGACACCCACUGCCUCAGCCAGGUGAUCAAGGCCAACAUCAACAGUACUAAAUCAUGUUAAUAGUACAUACAUCUGAUGCGAUGUGAUUAAAAUGGCACUUCACCUGUGUGACCCUCCUCCAAAUAACACAUAACCCCAGUCUUAAGGGGAAAAACACCAAACAAAUCCCAAUUGUAGCACAGUCUACAAAAUACCGGACUAGUAUUUCUCAAAACUGUCCUCAAAAACAGGGAAAGUCUGAGAAACUGCCCCAACCAAGUGUAGCAUAAGAAGACACAAUGACUAAAUGUAAUGUGGAGUCUUGCAUGGGAUCCUGGAACAGAUGAAGGACACUAGGUAAGAACCAAGGACAUCUGAAUUAACUGUGGACUUUAGUUAAUAAUAAUGUAUCACUAUUGCUUUAUUAAUUGUUACUUAUGUAUCAUACUGAAUAUAAGAAGUAUUUAAUAGGGAAGAUUGGGUAUAGGAUAUACGGGAACUCUGUACUGCCCUCUCAAUUUUUCUAUAAAUCUGUUAACUGUUCUGAAAUGUAAAGUGUAUUAAAAUUUUUAAAUGCCUAAACAGAAAAAAAAUAAAUCAUGGACAGAAAGCCAGGUUAGGGAUUUUAAUGGAAAAUUAUGAAGCAUUUUAUUAAGGCCUUUAAAAAUUCCAUACAGAACACGGCUUAAGCAGAACAUAUGCAGCUGCUUAGUUGAAAAAUGGAACUGGCAGCUUUACUCAGAAUCUGACACUUCUAAAUACAUUCAAAUUGAGUCAUUAUUAUUUUUCAUCUACGUAGUAUUUUGUUUUUCCAAAGUUCUUGCAAUUUCUGACUCUGAGAUGGCAAAAUUUUACCAUUAUUCCUAUUUUAAAGCUAAUGCCAUGUCUAUAGCUUGGACAGCCAUUUUGACUCAACUGUCUAAGCUAAAUGUCAAUUCAAUCAGAAAACCAGCCAUCAGCUGUCAGAUGGUAAAAGAGUUAUGUGUGUUUUCAAAGCCAGAAGUGCAGUCAUGUGGUGAGACUGCAGGGUUUUACUGUUGUCCACAGCUGAGUCCCAGGACUGGUUUCCUUACUCCGUACUCUCACAUGGAAAACUUCAUUGGGGAAUUAUAGGGUAAUAUUUUCAAGACUAGGAACUUGUUCACAGUUACCUUUCUAAAAAACAAAAACAAAAAAGACCUUUAAAAGCAUUUUUAAAAAAAAAAUUAUGCCAGGGUAGCCAAACAGAAACAACUUUGGGGUUUUUGCACUGAGUCAAGUCUUACAAAUUGUGGAACAUUCCCCUUGGUCCAGGACAUCAUUUUACUCCCACUCACCACUUCCUAUACCCACAAAUUCCAGUAUGUUUGGACCUUGCUGGUGUCUCAGGGAAUCACAAAAAGAAACAGGAAGGCACCAGCGAGCAGAACAAGAAAGCUAGACAUGGUGCCGUUGGGCUUGUGGCUUAGUCCCUGCCCCACCUCUCCUCCAGCCUCUCCAGCCGUACAGGGCAGAGAGGGUCACAGCCGGCACUCUUCUGGUGCUCUUGCCAGGCCUACAUCACAGCCCCCAUGGCCAGGACUCACACGCUCCCAGGAACCCAGCGCCGUCCGGGAGGAAGAUGAUGCCCAGCCCUUUCAAAGGAAAUUAAAAGUCUGGCACAUGUUGGAGCUCAGCAGGAGGGAAAUGUUUCCCAGUUAUUUAGCCCUGGAAGGCUGAGAAUCAAGUGGUUUUGUUUUCCGAACCGACAGUUGGGGCACACUAUCUGACAGCAUGACCACAUGUGAACUUGAGACAGUUCCAGGAAAUUUGGGGUGUGUAGCCGUGGUUGCUGCAGGAUCCAAAAAUAUGAACAAAAGCCUGAGUGUCCUCCUUUGAUGGUGGUGCCCUCCAGAGAGGAGUGUGGGGACAUCCUGGGUGCAGCAGCAUCGAGGGCCCUUCCUCAGCAGCCUCGAGGGUGGCAGUACCAGGGGCUGUCCUGAUGACAGCAGAGACCCAAGCCCAGGACUCCUCUGUGAACUCUCAGCCCUUUCUCAGCUGCUGAACUCCAGCCUCAAGAUGGGCGACCCUGGGGCUGAAGACUGUCUCUCCCUUCCUCCUUCACCUUCCUCUUUAGUCAGGAGUGCCUGGAAUCUAGGCAUGAUUACCCCUGGCUUAUGUCCUCUUUACCUGUGUCCUGGGAACACCCAAAACAAGCUGGAGGAGACAAUCAUUUCUGCAGACACAGGGUUACCCCCAUGUGAAGCAAGCAGCAAAUCGAUCUUAUCACAUGCCUCUGACCGGUUAGGGAGGCGAGUCAAGAAGGUGCAGUGAGGAAGUGUAAUGUCACAUGCAACAUUUACAGGAAACUGGCUAGAAGACAGCAGGGGAACUCAAGAACUUGGGUGUUUUCAGCGGAUUAAAACAACACAGCAAAGGAGGAAGGAACAAACAACAAAUUAAUCAGACAGGAAGAGAAUAACCACAGAAGGACGUCUGCCUCUGACUCAGUAUGUCACGUUUAACAAGAGGCCAGAGCUUGUCCAAAAUGGCUGUCCAAAAACGACCCCACACUUGCAUUAGAAGAUGAUGCCUCUUUCAGGGACAGUUUUCUCUCCUGGCGCCUGGCGCACUGGCUCUCUGUCUGCCUGUGUCCCUGACCAUGGCUCCCUGCAGUACCCUUUAACGGUUUAUCAGCAAAACUGUUGAACGCGUAACUGCCCAAGAUGCCCGUCCCUCCCCCUCCAGCACCCCCGCCGCCCCCAACAUUUGCACUGGCCAAUACAGAGAAGCCUACCUUGAAUAAGACAGAGCAGGCUGGGAGAAAUGCUCUCCUUUCUGAUAUCAGCAAAGGGAAGAAACUAAAGAAGACGGUCACCAAUGACAGAAGUGCACCAAUAUUGGACAAACCUAAAGGAGCUGGAGCUGGAGGUGGUGGUGGCGGUAGCGGCUUUGGUGGAGGCGGUGGAUUUGGCGGAGGAGGUGGUGGCGGAGGCAGUGGAAGUUUUGGAGGGGGUGGACCUCCAGGUCUGGGAGGAUUGUUCCAGGCUGGAAUGCCGAAGCUGAGAUCCACGGCCAACAGGGAUAAUGAUUCUGGAGGAAGCCGACCACCAAUUUUGCCACCAGGAGGAAGAUCCACAUCUGCCAAACCUUUUUCGCCCCCAAGUGGCCCAGGGAGGUUUCCAGUGCCUUCUUCAGGCCACAGAAGUGGUCCCCCAGAGCCUCAGAGGAACCGAAUGCCACCCCCGAGGCCCGAUGUGGGCUCAAAACCCGAUAGCAUUCCCCCUCCAGUACCUAGUACUCCAAGACCCAUUCAGUCAAGUCUGUACAACCGGGGGUCCCCACUAGUGCCCGGAGGCCCCAGGCAGCCCAGCCCCGGGCCCACUCCUCCUCCUUUCCCUGGAAACCGUGGCGCUGCUUUGGGAGGAGGCUCAAUGCGUCAGUCCUCCUCUCCCUUCUCCAACCGGCCUCCCCUGCCACCUACCCCCAGCAGGGCCUUGGAUGACAAACCCCCUCCGCCACCUCCUCCAGUGGGCAACAGGCCCUCCAUCCACAGGGAAGCGGUUCCCCCUCCUCCCCCUCAGAACAACAAGCCUCCAGUGCCUUCCACUCCGCGGCCUUCCCCCUCCUCACAGGCCCCACCUCCACCGCCACCUCCCAGCCGGCCUGGGCCUCCUCCCCUGCCUCCAAGUUCCAGCGGCAGUGACGAAAUCCCAAGACUCCCACAGCGAAAUCUGUCCCUCACUUCGUCCACACCCCCCUUACCUUCGCCAGGACGUUCAGGUCCUCUUCCUCCCCCACCCAGCGAGAGACCCCCACCUCCAGUGAGGGACCCACCAGGCCGAUCAGGCCCCCUCCCACCACCUCCUCCAAUAAACAGAAACGGUAGCACGUCUCGGGCCCUGCCUGCCACCCCUCAGUUGCCGUCCAGGAGUGGAGUAGAUAGUCCCAGGAGUGGACCCAGGCCUCCCCUUCCUCCUGACAGGCCCAGUACUGGGGCACCUCCCCCACCUCCACCAGCAACAUCUAUUAGAAAUGGCUACCAAGACUCUCCAUGUGAAGAUGAGUGGGAAAGCAGAUUCUACUUCCAUCCGAUUUCCGAUUUGCCACCUCCAGAGCCAUAUGUACCAACGACCAAAAGUUAUCCCAGUAAAUUGGCAAGAAAUGAAAGCCGGAGUGGAUCCAACCGAAGAGAAAGGGGUGCUCCACCACUCCCUCCCAUCCCGAGGUGAUCUUUGCCUGCUCUCCUCUACCCGAGCUCAAGAGCUGCUUCUGUUGCUAUCGAAGAACUGCACACCCUCCUCCGCGCUUCUUCCCUUGUGCCCCUCUUAUGGGUAGGAAGAAAGGUGGGAGGGUAAGUGGGAAUAUGUGUGUGUGGGGUGGGAAUUGGUAAGAAAUGCACCUAGCUUUUCAUAUUGUGUUUAUUCUCCAGUCUAUUGCUUGCUUCAGCUGUAGCCGGCCUGUGCUGGCUGCCUGGGUCGAUGGGCUUUUGUGGAAAUAGGCAGAGAUGAAUUGCAUCUCUGCUUUCGACCAACCAAAUUCAGACAUUCACUGCUUAUUUGCUACAGACUGUAAUUAUUAAAGUCCCUGAGAGCUGUUUUCUCCUUUCCUUUUUCGCAUGCUUGGCCUCCUAUGUCCAUGAACCACAAACCACCUAAGCAAGUUGCUGAGUUUCACAGGAAACUUUUGCAGUCACAGGAUGUCCAACCUUCAGCAGUCUGAGCUCGGCUCUAGGACAGAGCUGUCCAAUAGAAAUAUAAUGUGAGCCCCAGAUGCAAUUUUUAAAUUUCUAGUAUAUUUUAAACAAGUGAAGUUAAUAUUUUAUUUAACCCUAGACAUCCAAAAUAUUUCAACCUGUAAUCAACAUAAAAAUUUUAAUGAGAUAUUUUAUAUUCUUUCUUGGUACUAAAUCUUCAAAAUCCAGAGUAUAUUUUAUACUUACAGCACAUCUCCAUUCAGACUAGUCACAUUUUUAAGUGCUCAGUAGCCACAUGUGGCUGGUGGCUACCGUAUUAGCACGAGUCUGGAAGAUGGAAGCUAGUGCAGAAACCUCUUGUUUCAAAAACAAAAAAAGGCAAGAUGAGCUUGAGCGAUUCAAGAGGCAACUAAAAAUAAAAUUAGGACCCAGCGCCUUGUUUUUAACAGACAGUUCGACCUUCGAUUUUGCUCCCUUAUUUUCUCUCUUCCCUUAAUAUCUGUAUACAAGUGUUGCUUCACGGUACCAAGGUCAAAACUGAUGGAGUACGGUUUACUGAGGUCAUGUGGAAUAAAGCCAUUGGAAAGAAACAGAAAGCCUGUCAGGGCUUCUGGGCUCAGAACCAGCUGGCCCCACACGCUCACUUGUCAGUUGGACUUGUGCCUUGUGAAUUGGAAGCAGCUUUUGUUCCUCUCCGGCUGAGCAAGCUCCUGAGGCUAGGAGAGACUAGGAAGGUUUGGUAGGAGGGGAAGAAAGUCAGGGAAAGGUAUCAAAUCAGAAACAUGGAAGAGGGAACAGAUUUGAGUUGGUGGGCAAAACUCUAAAAAUCUAAAUCUGAUGCUUACGUAAGGGUGGAGCAAAUUAGGGAGAUUGCUAGUGGAAUUCCUGGUAGAAAUUGGAGGGAAUCUGUUUUGCAUUAUUUGUCUAGGAUCUAUGCAAGUACAUCUCCACUAAAGGACCAUAGGGAAGGGCCAGCCUUGCCUUUUUUUUAUAUGAUUUUGUUUACACUUUUUCUGAGAUUUUAAAUCUAGCUAUAGAGUAGGGGAAAAAAUAUUUCCACUUAGAUAUUUUAUAUGGUUAUGUUUAAAAUUACCAUUACUUGUUUUUUAAAAACACAUGACCACAUAUGUAUAUGUAUAUCUACCUAAACAUUGUAUCAUGGUUUCAGUGUGUUAUUCAUGUAUUACUGGGAGAUGCUAACAAGAAACCAACCCAAAGAAAAUCCUGAAAGAUGCAUUUCUAUUUAUAAAAUAAAUGUUUCAUUUAUAUAAAAGAAAAAGAACUUAAGAGUUCUAAUAAAUGGGAUGUCUAAUAAAUUAUGAAGUUACUGAUUUGAAUAUAUUAUAUUUUUAUAACUUCCUGGCCAAAGUCCUAGAUUUAGUACAUUAGAGAAUGUGUUUCCUCUCUCCUUUACCAUUCAUCUGUCUUCCAUAUAGUCAUUUGGACUUUUUACUCAAAGAGAGUCAAGAAAUAGUAAGGUGUAACAAGCUUGGCCAAGUGUUGGUUUAAAAAAAAUUUUUAAUCUCUAGCAUUUUGGUAAUUUAGCAGCAUCAUUUAUUUGCAAUUCUUUGAUCUGAUUUCAACAGUGAAAAACAUCCUUAUGAUAAAGCCAAAUGACCCACUUCACAAUAGAUGGAGUUUUCCCUUCCUAGAAAAUAUGGCAAAGAAAAGUCUGACCCAAAGAAAGUGGGUCUGAAUUUUAUAAGUGGUAGUAAGAAUUGGACAAUUCCUUUAUAUAUCUCAACUUUGCCGGUACCAUUCUAAAUCUGAAACAGAGUCAGAGCCCAAAGUUGCCAUUCGUCUGGAAUAAAGAUGUUUUAGUCUGUAUUUUUUAAGUGAAUGUUUCUUUAAUACACCUACACCCUUUCUUUUAAAGUUUGCAACCUAAUUGCAUCUAAAACUUUGAAUAAGUUCUGUGGUAAAAUCUUAAACUAUGGAAAAUCACAAAAAUGAAUAUUUUCUUCCCUGAAAUCAGAGCUUACAUGUGUGUUUUUUCCAUAAAAUUUCCAGAUAAAUGUAUUCAAUAUGUAAUACGGUAUUUUAACAUUCACCUAUUAUUUUAUAUUGAAAUGUAUUGCAGUAUUAAAACUCAGUGUUCAGUAUUUAUUUCACUAUGCAUUUUAUUUAGUAAAAGCCAAGAAAAAUGUUUAAUAAUCCAAUGGUGCCUUACUUUGUGAUUUAAAAGAAAUCAAGUUUUUUUAUGUCUAAGUAGCAGAUUGUUUGCAUAUUUGUAAAAACUGUUAGGUCUUUAUAUUUUAAAUUGUAAUACAAGUUUUGUUUAUUUUAGUAGCAGAAAUGGGAUGAUUGUUAAAGUUCCCAAAAAAAUGUUGGCAUGAAAUUAAUUUUUCCCUCCAUAUAGUCAAAAACUCUAGAGGAAGAAAAAAAAAUUUUCAUACCAUGCACUAUGUAAACAGACACAUUUUGGUAUCUGUGUCAUCAGGAUAAUGUAAAUGGUAGCAUAGAGACUACCCUAGACAUCUGGAUCUUUGUAAGUUAGCCAGACAAUAAAUAAAAGCAGAAUGAUAUGGUGUCAA
This is a messenger RNA of Sapajus apella (tufted capuchin), 8561 nucleotides long. RefSeq names its product WAS/WASL interacting protein family member 1 (gene WIPF1). Bases 4058 to 5563 code for a protein of 501 amino acids. NCBI's taxonomy places the organism in Eukaryota, Metazoa, Chordata, Mammalia, Primates, Cebidae. The transcript has 9 exons. The record is from RefSeq and is a predicted model, not a curated record. Gene Ontology annotation, molecular function: actin binding.